Molecule: messenger RNA, 922 nt
Organism: Lycium ferocissimum
Lineage: Eukaryota; Viridiplantae; Streptophyta; Magnoliopsida; Solanales; Solanaceae
Product: putative cytochrome c oxidase subunit 5b-like
Exons: 6
Coding region: 187-696 (169 amino acids)
Biological process (GO): mitochondrial electron transport, cytochrome c to oxygen
Cellular component (GO): mitochondrial envelope
Source: RefSeq, a predicted model, not a curated record
GGACACGAGCGAGUCAACCUUUGGGCGAAGCGUUGGGCCAGUGCCGCCACCCUUAUUUCCCAUUUCAUUUCCCCACACCGAUACUCCUUUUACAAACAACAGAAAGAAAAGCAGAGAGAGAGUGAUAAAGAACAAGUCUCGAUCUAUUUACACUCAACAGGGGCUGACCUGAGAUCCGAACACACUAUGUCGAGAAAACUCUCUUCGCAUCUGCGAACCCUACGAAGCCUACUUCGAUCCACUCCUAAAUCCAACCCAUUUGCCGCCUCAUUAUCUUCUUCUUCUUCUCCGUCACCGGUGUCGUUCCGGUCACCGGUCACGUUCGUCUCUCGCCACUUCAGUGCCGUGUCAGAGAAUGUUGUUAAGAAAGUGGAGGAUGUAAUGCCGAUUGCAACUGGCCAUGAGCGCGAAGAGCUUGAAGCUGAGCUCCAAGGAAAGGAGAUUCUUGACAUUAACUUUCCUGAAGGUCCUUUUGGUACAAAGGAAGCGCCUGCUGUUGUCAAAUCCUACUAUGAUAGAAGAAUUGUAGGAUGCCCUGGAGAUGAAGGAGAAGAUGAGCAUGAUGUUGUUUGGUUCUGGCUUGAGAAGGGCAAGCCACAUGAAUGCCCAGUAUGCUCACAGUAUUUUGUGUUGGAAGUGGUUGGACCUGGAGGACCUCCUGAUGGACAUGGCAGUGAUGAUGAGGGUCAUCACUGAUAACUGUGUCUUGCAAUUUUUUGUCGGAAUAAAUUUUGGUUAAGACAAUGAGAGAUUACUCAUUUUACAAACUGAUGAUUCAAAGCUCUGUGUUCUUUCCUUGCUUUUACUGGAUUAUUGUGCUUAUGGUUGCUGUGGCGGCAGUGAAGUUGAAUAUUUUUGCUUAUAUAUUUUAUACAAUAGACAUGUUGGGGUCUGCUGGAGUUACAGACCCAAUUUCUUCAAA